GAACGAAUAGUUAUUUUUAUGCUCGAAAGGUGGUGCACCAAGUCCAUUAACAGAUCAAGUUUAUACAAGUUGAUCUUAAAAUUGUUACACAAUGGCAGGUUCUAUUAUAAAAAGGUUAACUUCUGCUUUUCAAAAAUUUGAACAAGCAUUAAAAAUAAUAAUUAAUAACAGAUUUCCGCCAGAAGCAUUAUGUGCAAUAGAUUAUAAUGGUGGUUUAAAUCUUCCAUCACCUGUAAACAAUAGUGGUCGAUUUUCUCUCAAAGACAUUAUUGGAAAUGGCAUUUUAUGGGGAGUUCCAACAUGUAGACGUACCAUUGAAAAACGUUUGAGUAGAAAAUUUGGAUAUCCAGAAUAUAAGUGGAAGCCGCCUGUUCCAAAAACUAAUAUUUUGAUGUGUCCUAAUUGUGGUAAUUACCACGAGGCAAAACUUUUAUGUGCACAUUGCUAUGAAAAAGUAAAAAUAGAAACUAAAGAAAUGCAAGAUGCUAUUCAAGAAAAAUUAGGAUUAGAUCCCGUUGAAGAAAAUGUUAUUGUUAUUUAUGAAGGAGAAAAAGAAGGCAAGACAGAUGACUUCUGGAAGAAACAAAGAAUAAUAGAAAUGCCAAAGAAACGACCUGAGUGGUUUCAUGAAAAUCUUCUCGAAUCAUCCACGGUUCAACCUUCCGAUAGUAAGGAUAUAAAACCUCCAGAACUUGCUUAAGAAAAAGUCUAAGUAUUUGAAAUAAAAGUUAUUUGAACAUCUAUUGUACUCUUUUUUGUUAAAUGCUAUUUUAACCAGAUUUGAUUUAUAAAUAUUUUUAUUGUGAAAAUAAUUAGUAUAUUUGUAAAUAAUUUUUAUAUCCUGCAAAAAGCAAGAUACAAAUAUACAAUCUAUACUAAAAUAUUUGUAUGUUGGCUAUUCUUUCUGGAUAGAUUGAUGCAAUAAUAUAUUAACAUGUUAUAAAAUUCAUUGAUUGAAAACUGUUAUAAAUAAGGCAGAUAGAUCUUUGAGAGUUAUCAAUUAUUUACAUAUUUUACUAACUUGUACUUAUCAACAGUAAUUCAGACUGUGUUAAUAAAUCGACAACAAA
Molecule: messenger RNA, 1070 nt
Organism: Polistes canadensis
Lineage: Eukaryota; Metazoa; Arthropoda; Insecta; Hymenoptera; Vespidae
Gene: mRpL32
Product: 39S ribosomal protein L32, mitochondrial
Exons: 4
Coding region: 92-700 (202 amino acids)
Biological process (GO): translation
Cellular component (GO): mitochondrial large ribosomal subunit
Molecular function (GO): structural constituent of ribosome
Source: RefSeq, a predicted model, not a curated record